GGGACUGUGUGAAGAUGGAAGCGGAGGGCAGGGCGGCCGUGCUGGUGUAUGACAGUGUGGACCGGGAGCGGUUCCUCCGGGAGAUUUACCCGAUGAGAAAACCUGCAGUUCUUAAAGGAAUCCCCCUCGGCUCGUGCACAUCAAAAUGGACAGUUGACUACCUGAGUACGACUGGAGGAAGGCAGGAGGUCAAGGUUCAUGUUGCAUCAAUACCACAGAUGGAUUUUAUCAACAAAAAUUUUAUCUACAGAACUUUACCAUUUGAUGUUUUUGUGAAGCGAGCAGCAGAGUCAGUCCACACAGAAUACUUCUUAUCUGAGGAUGAAAAAUAUUAUUUAAGGUCAUUAGGAGUAGACGCACGGAAGGAUGUAGCAGAUAUCAGAAAACAAUUCCCACCUCUAGCUGAGGACAUCAACAUCCCAGAGUUUUUUGAGAAGGAUCAGUUUUUCUCCAGUGUUUUUCGCAUCAGCUCACCAGGCCUGCAGCUGUGGACUCAUUAUGAUGUUAUGGAUAACUUUUUGAUCCAAGUAAUCGGCAGGAAGCGAGUGAUCCUCUUCAGUCCUCAGGAUGCACCUUAUCUGUAUCUAACAGGAGAUAAAUCUGAGGUCUUAGACGUGGAGAAUCCAGAUCUAAGAAAAUAUCCACAAUUUGCAAAAGCUCAGUGCUAUGAAUGUCAGUUAGAUCCAGGAGAUGUGCUUUUCAUUCCAGCACUGUGGUUUCAUAACACUGUUGCUAAAGAGUUUGGAGUGGGAGUGAAUGUAUUUUGGAAACAUCUUCCUGCAAACUGCUAUGAUAAAACGGACACUUAUGGAAACAAGGACCCUGUGGCAGCCUCAAGAGCUAUGCAGAUUUUAGACCGAGCCUUAAAAACACUGGAAGAGCUUCCAGAUGAAUACAGAGACUUCUAUGCACGGCGAAUGGUUUUACGAAUUCAAAGUAAAUCAUACAGCAAUCAUUAUAAAUAGAAUAUAGAAAUAAGUAAGUUAAAGUGAUAAGUUUAUUUGGGUGUGUAACAAUUUAUAAUAAAACUAGUUUUUGCUUUUUGAAAAUAGUUUCUAAAUUCCACAAGUUGCUAAUUUAAAUGAUCCCAUAAGUUAUGAUCUGUAACUACAUUAGCAAUAACCUGUUCUAACCUUUAUGCAUAACUGUUUGGUUUGCAGUUUUGAUACUUAAGGGACUUAUUACCCUAAUAUUCAUUUUCCAAAGCACCACUGAUACACAAAAUAUAUUAUGAGGUAUUUUCAUUGUGUUUAAAUAUCUUGUAUAAUCAUUAUGGCUGUAAAGUCCAUGGUGUACAUUCCAAAUGGUGUGGAAAAUAGCAGAUUUCUUAUCUUGUGUAAGUAAUUGGCUAGUUCUUAAGUGCAAAAUCAUACUUCAUAUUGAGAAUAUUCAUAUCAGUACAUCUCUCUAGUAUAUUUAACCAAAUACCAGGAUACUAUUUCUACAAAUGCAUUAAGAUCUCUCUCCCAAUAAUAUCCAAAGGUGUAGAAGAUCAGCAGUUUUAAAGCAUUGCUGGUGAACCUGGCAUGCUCUUUAUAAAUGUACAAAGGAGAUGCUUCUAAAAGAUGAGAAUUCUCUGUGAAAUCAACUUAUAUAAGACAUGAUGAGUCAGUACACUGUCAUACCUAACAUUAAAGAAUGAUAGAUGCAAUUAUUGUGACCAAUCACUUCCUCUGCUAGUUGUUUCUAAGUGGUUGGUAAUAGAAGGUGAAAUCAUGUAAACCUUACCUGGAUCCAUAAUAUCUAUUCAGCAGAGCCAAUUGUUCCCCUGCAGUGGCUUCUCAGCUAACUUUUAUGCUAUUAUCUCUGGAGUACCCCAAGCAUCUGUACAUUGUGUUUCCUACCUAUGACCAUUGUAUUUGCGACAUUUCAAUGGCAUUAUCCACAAACAGAUUCCACAUUGGUGACACACAAGUCUAGCUUGUUUAGUUUAAAAAAUAAAUGGCGAUCGCGGGGGCGGUUGUCCAGCUAGCUUGCUGGACAAACUUUCCUCAUUCCUGAAGAAGGGCUUAUGCCCGAAACGUCGAUUCUCCUGUUCCCUGGAUGCUGCCUGACCUGCUGCGCUUUUCCAGCAACACAUUUUCAGCGACACACAAGUCUACUUCACCGCCUAAUGUCUUGACCCUGCCUGGCCCCCUCAUACAUUGAUUUUAGCUCACUUAUCCCAUAUUCACGAAUAGAUAUUUUGUCCGGUUUAACGUGGGAGAAGGGAGAAACUUUGAUCCUCACUAUAAACCCCUCACUCUGAGGUAGAAAUUCCAGCACUAUGCUCUCUUUGUUGGUAAGACCACCUACUUCCUGCCAUAACAUCCAACCCCAUCCCAGUCCUGUCCGGGCUUCAUCCUUCCCUCAUCCCUACGAUACUCUGUGAACUCUACUUUCCUGUAUUGUGGCCUAUUACAGGUCCAUUUGCAUUGUUGCUUCUUUGUUUCCCCCUCCUUUAAGAUGCUUCCCAAAACCAUAACUCUCUGAUGAAACUUUUGGUAAUCUGUUCUACCGUCUCCUUUGACUUGAUGUCAGUUUAUUGCUGAUUCUGCUUUCACAAAGUUUCUCGGGAUAUUUUACUAUAUUAAAAUUGCUAUAAAAAUAUAUAAUUUUAAAGUGGCUGCUAACAAUGUAAUUGAAGAACUAAUGACAGUUUAAAUAUGGUAUAAUCUGUUGACAGAGGAUGAAACAUAUAGAUGUACAAAAUCUCUUUUCCUC
Molecule: messenger RNA, 2703 nt
Organism: Chiloscyllium plagiosum (whitespotted bambooshark)
Lineage: Eukaryota; Metazoa; Chordata; Chondrichthyes; Orectolobiformes; Hemiscylliidae
Gene: tyw5
Product: tRNA-yW synthesizing protein 5
Biological process (GO): wybutosine biosynthetic process
Molecular function (GO): tRNA binding
Source: RefSeq, a predicted model, not a curated record